Molecule: messenger RNA, 9940 nt
Organism: Branchiostoma belcheri (Belcher's lancelet)
Lineage: Eukaryota; Metazoa; Chordata; Leptocardii; Amphioxiformes; Branchiostomatidae
Exons: 23
Coding region: 1-9756 (3251 amino acids)
Biological process (GO): signal transduction; proteolysis; apoptotic process
Cellular component (GO): cytoplasm
Molecular function (GO): protein binding
Source: RefSeq, a predicted model, not a curated record
AUGAAGAAACAUCUACGCCAUUCCGAAGCUCAUGCGGACGACGCCACACCUUUGGAAGUCAAGGGCGUGUUUCUGGGACAGACGGAGGCAGGGAAGACCAGUCUGCUCAACUGUAUGAUAAAGGGUCAAGGUCACGUGGAGACUGAAACUGACAGAACCAUCGGUGUUGACGUCAUCCGGUUCCAUGACAACAAGAAUAACGUCAAGUACGCGAUGUACGACUUCGGAGGUCACCAGAUCUACCACUACACGCACCGGUUCUUCCUGACACGUCAGGCCCUGCACAUCCUCAAUGUAGACCUGCCAGCAUACAAGUCAGAAGAGUUCCAGGAACGAGUGAUAACGUGGCUAACAUCCGUGACUUCCCACGUCUUCAACCCGGCUAUCCUUGUUGUAGGAACCAAAGUUGACAUGUUUCCGCCAGACAAGGCCGAGGAGAUGAUAGCAGCAGCUUGUUCCUCCAUCCAGAGAGACAUCCAGGGCGCCGAGAGUAAAAUACAAGCCAAGCUGACAGAAGAGAUUCAACUCUGUCAGAAGGCGUUGGAUGCAGUAGACAGCGGAUCAGACAUGCCCGAGCCAUUCUACGGUCUCACAAGGGACGACGUCUUGGCCAAGAAAGAGUCACUGGAGAAGUUACUGGACGGACGACCCAAAGGUCUGUUGAACGUACAGGUUAUCCCGGUCAGCAGCAAGACGUUCCAGGGUAUCGGAGCUCUGUGCGACAAGAUGGCAGAAAUGGUGAAGGACGAGCGAUUGUUUCCUGCUGCCCGCCAAGAGCUGCCGACUUCCUGGACAAAACUGUCAGAAAACAUCCAGGCGACAGGACGGACCCACCUUCAAGUCAGGGAUUGUCAGGACGUCGGAGCAGCUGCAGGGAUGAAGGAGUCAGACGUCCUGAACGCGCUCAGCUAUCUGCACGUGACCGGACAGAUCCUGUUCUACAACCACAUCAGGGGGAUGGAAGAUCUGGUCUUCCCGGACCCAACCAUCAUCCUCACACUCUUCAAGCAGAUCUUCAGGCAUGACCUACCGGGAUAUCUGGACAGCAUAGCUGAGCAUCUGUCUGAGCAAACCAGAGCGCAGUUUGCUGAAGACAGGGCGGCCUUCUUGAAGACGGGCAGGGCCAGCGACAGUUUCAUGAAGAACCUGAUUGGAGACAACAUUGUCACCUUCAACAGUCUCCUUCCCCUGAUGAAGCACUUCGGCCUGUGUUACUCAGGGUCGGUGAUCUUUCCAACAGAGCUUCCUGCCGCCCAGCCUGACGAGGUGGCGCACUGCUGGCCAGAGGUUGUGCCAUCAGGUGGAGAGGAGAUCUCUCUUACUAUAGAGUACAGCCAAGAGCCUCCUCUGGGUCUACCGGAAACCAUGGUCUCCCGUAUCCUGUCCAUGGAGCAGACCACACGCCGUCUCCUCACCAAGGACACAGUUGUCGUUCAUGUUGGAGAGAACUCAGAAGACGUCAUGUACCGCCAUUCCGCUACAAGAGAAGAAAUCCGGAUCCGGGGAGAGCCGGAGAAGGCGUGGCGCCGGGCUCAGACGGUAGUGAGGGAGAUAGAGGCCUGUUGGGACGAGUUUCCUGCCUUGUACUCCAGUAACAGUGUUGGAAGCGAGGAAACAGCAAAGUCCCUCCCUAUAGAGGCUGUAAGGCGUCACGUGCCGGGGGACUUGAUCAGAAUGUCCAGGGGAAGCUGGGAAGGGCCACUUCCGGUCACCAGAUCGCCGAGUAACGUCAACGACAAGUACUUAAUAGACAACCGGCUGUACCAGGUCAGCAGGGCUGUUGGUGUGGAGUGGACCCGGCUGGGACAGAAGCUGGGACUAAACAGGUCUGUGUUGGAUAACAUAGAGGGGGAGUACAGUACUUUGGACACCCAGAGGGCGUUUCAGAUGCUGAAGGCCUGGCGCACCAAGACCCCCCACGGACCGCUCCACUACCUGCCGCAGCUGGAAGAAACACUGCAGAACAUCGGCAAACUGGACCUGGCUAAACACGUGCAGGGGGUGUACAAGGAGUACCGUGAUGCCUUGCCGUUACAAGAGGUCAUUCCUGAGAUGACCGGAGACACAGACUGGUCCCUCCGCCUGCCAGGUGAAGGGAAGUACCUAUGCAGACGGACCGACCUGGGCGUGGUGACGCCCUACCCGCUGCACGUGACCUACAGGAGUGCGAACUGGUCCGACAACUGGCAGCAGGAUCAGGGAUGGAUGGCGGUGGGUCCGCUCUUCUCCAUCCAGUGUGAGGACGUGGAGGGGCCGGUGGAUAUCCUACUGCCGCACGUGCUGUACCUGGAUGAAGACAACGAGCCUGACAAAGAGCGCAUGCGAGUUGUCCAUGUUGCCGGGAAUGAAGCGAAUCUCCUUCCUGUUUCUGAAGUGACCUCAACCCACAUCGUGACCAGGUUCCAAAAGGGCAGUCUGUUCGGUCCCGUGGUGGAGAAAGCCUACGAGAAGCUAUUCGCGAAGAACGGGCGCUGCGUAGUGUUUGCACCUGACUGUGUGGCGCCGGAGUUUCAGAUUCACGUCUACAUCGCUUCUAACUCAAAAGUCGCUUUACAGUCUUUGGAAUCUGAAGAGGCUGAGAAUAACUACGUCAAGUGGGACCAGGAGCAGUGCCUGCUGAUGUCGGGCCACGAGUACCACCUGGACGUGUCUGUAUGGAACGGGAACGGUGGCAGCCUGUUGACGAAACCUGAGAGUAUUACAUUUUAUGACACCUUGGAAUCCGAAAAGAUCUACAAGAAAUUCAGAGUUGAAGUGGACACCAGGAAAUACAAGAAGAUGAGAAAGUCUAAUCUGAGGUUCCAAAUGCUGCUGACGAGCGCUGACGGAAAGUCUGUUUGUGAGUUCAUCACAGCAAAAGGCCAGCCGCUUGAGCUGUCGGAGUCCGACAGCAGCCAGAGUGACAGCGGGCUGUCUGAGCCAGCAGAACGUCCGUCCGAGGGACAGGACCAGGAAGUAUCCACAGUAGGUGGACCGGUCCAAAGUGGUCACCAGAGAACUACGUUGUCGCCUAAAGAGACCAAAAAGACGUCGGGCCGCUCCGGAGCAGGCGGUCAAGGUGGAAAGAAGAAAGGUGCGGUCCUGUUGGUUAGUGACGAGUACUGCACAUGGAAGGGCGGAAUCUCCACCAUCAACCUAGAUGCCGCGCGCAAGCUCGCCGCCGCCGGCGCCCAGGUCUACGUUACCGUGUUGGGGGCAAGUGAACAGGAUGAGAGGGAUGCAGAACGAGACGGAGUGACACUCCUCAAACCUCGGGUCAGUCCAGGACACAACGCGAGGCCAACACUGGAGUGGCUGACAGAGUACCACAUCGUUCACUUUCCGCAACUUCCACCAAAUAUCAGCUACAUUGUGGGCCAUGUUGACGUCACCAGCAGAGCAGCGAGGAAGAUCAAAGAAGAGCGAUUUCCACACGCCAAACUCGCCAUGUUCGGUCACGUGGCGCCAGAGGAGACAGAGCACUACAAGAGUGACGAGAAGGCCCUGGGUGUGGGGAGGAAGGAAGCCAGCAUCCAGGACGACCUUGGCAAGGCUGAUGUCGUCUUCUCGGUAGGAGCGCGCAUUCACCGCCACAACGACAGGUUCCUCCGUCGGCGUCACGUGGAUCACCACAUCUUCCUACCUGAGCCUUCAAGGGUGUUCGUUGAUGCUAAAGUGAGUUUUGACGAAGAAGGUGGCGUCCUAAAGCCAGAGAGAGUGAUCCUGUCCAUCGGCAGGGUGCGGAAUGUGGAGAGGCUGAAAGGGCACGACCUGGCGGCUGGAGGCGUAGACAAGGCGGCACUGCGGCUUGACCAUCUGUACACACUGAGGCUGAGAGUCCGCGGCAUCGAUGAGAACGACUUCAAGGAGAGCAAGGGAAUCCUGGAUGAGAAGCUGAGAUCCGGACGGGUCAAGCCCACCCUUCUCCCGUACGGCACUCAGGAGGAGAUCCGCCGAGACAUGGAGAACUGUCACCUGGUCCUGAUGCCGUCCCGGGCCGAACCGUUCGGACUGGUCGGUCUGGAGGCCAUCGCGGCAGGAGUUCCCGUCCUCAUCUCGAAGCAGUCGGGCCUUGCAGAGCUGAUAGAGGAGCUAUCAGACAGGCUGGGGCAGCCCAAGUUCCGCCACUGUAUCGUCAAGAUGAAGGGAAACGAUGCAACCACUGAUGAAGAGAAGUGGGCGGAAAGAAUCGAGGAUGUCCUCAAGAACGCCAGGUCAGAGUUCGCGGAAGCACGCGCCUUUAGGGAGAAACUGCUGGCCUCCAAGUACUGGGAAGAGUCUCACCAGAAGUUCAUACAGGCCUGUGGCAUCACUGGUCCGCGUGUUGCCAUCCUGCACGCAGCAGAUGAUGAGGAGUUCGUCAGGAGGUUGGUGGAGGGGCUGGGGGGUCUGGGACUGGAGCAAUAUAAUCUACCCCAGACAGCCAUAUUCUGUCAGCAGGUCACAGGUGCUCCUGGUGCCGUCAGCCGCGCACAGCUCACGUCCACACUGACCCUCGGCAGCGUGAAACUUGUCGUGCCCGUGAUCAGCAGACACCUGCUUGCUGACCAGUCCUCGCUCACGGUCGGACUGGAAACUGCCGUCAGGAACAACAAGCCUCGAUAUGUCAUUUGGCUGGACCGGAACGAGGAUGACUUCCGUGAGUUCGGUACGUUAGUCAGCCGGCAGUACCCAACCCUGGAGGCGCCGGCCAGGCGGGUCCAACGGGACAGGGUUGAGGAGACGAUGCCCGACAGUCUUGUCGUCAGUGGGAUGGGAGGUAUCGCCUAUGAUGCGAUGCCGACACCAGUAAGCCGGGCCCGCCGGGUGGUAGAGAUGCUGGAUGGCAGGAGUCGGCAGGAGCUGUACGACUGGUUAGUGCUGGUCCUGCGGGAGGAAGGACAGGAUUUCCUGGUGGAGGAGAUGGAGGAACGGGAGCGGGAAUUGGAGCGGGACUACGGCAUCGGGAAACAGCAGGCAGCACAACCUGGUCAACAAACGGCACAGACGGAACAUUUCACACAGGAAAGUCAAGUAGUAACCGUGAAGAAGCAUCUACGUCAUCCCGGAGCGCAUGCGGACGACGCCACAACACCUUUGGAAGUCAAGGGCGUGUUUCUGGGACAGACGGAGGCAGGGAAGACCAGUCUGCUCAACUGUAUGAUGAAGGGUCAAGGUCACGUGGAGACUGAAACUGACAGAACCAUCGGUGUUGACGUCAUCAGUUUCCAUGACAACAAGAAUAACGUCAAGUACGCGAUGUACGACUUCGGAGGUCACCAGAUCUACCACUACACGCACCGGUUCUUCCUGACACGUCAGGCCCUGCACAUCCUCAAUGUAGACCUGCCAGCAUACAAGUCAGAAGAGUUCCAGGAACGAGUGGGAACGUGGCUAACAUCCGUGACUUCCCACGUCUUCAACCCGGCUAUCCUUGUUGUAGGAACCAAAGUUGACAUGUUUCCGCCAGACAAGGCCGAGGAGAUGAUAGCAGCAGCUUGUUCCUCCAUCCAGAGAGACAUCCAGGGCGCUGAGAGUAAAAUACAAGCCAAGCUGAAAGAAGAGAUCCAACUCUGUCAGAACGCGUUGGAUGUAGUAGGCAGCGGAUCAGACAUGCCCGAGCCAUUCUACGGUCUCACAAGGGACGACAUCUUGGCCAAGAAAGAGUCACUGGAGAAGUUACUGGACGGACGACCCAAAGGUCUGUUGAACGUACAGGUUAUCCCGGUCAGCAGCAAGACGUUCCAGGGUAUCGGAGCUCUGUGCGACAAGAUGGCAGAAAUGGUGAAGGACGAGCGAUUGUUCCCUGCUGCCCGCCAAGAGCUGCCGACUUCCUGGACAAAACUGUCAGAAAACAUCCAGGCGACAGGACGGACCCACCUUCAAGUCAGGGAUUGUCAGGACGUCGGAGCAGCUGCAGGGAUGAAGGAGUCAGACGUCCUGAACGCGCUCAGCUAUCUGCACGUGACCGGACAGAUCCUGUUCUACAACCACAUCAGGGGGAUGGAAGAUAUGGUCUUCCCGCACCCAACCAUCAUCCUCACACUCUUCAAGCAGAUUUUCAGGCAUGACCUACCAGGAUAUCUGGACAGCAUAGCUGAGUCUCUGACUGAGCAUGCCAGAGCGCAGUUUGCUGAAGACAGGGCGUCCUUCUUGAAGACGGGCAGGGCCAGCGACAGUUUCAUGAAGAACCUGCUUGGAGACGACAUUGUCACCUUCAACAGUCUCCUUCCCCUGAUGAAGCACCUUGGCCUGUGUUACUCAGGGUCGGUGAUCUUUCCAACAGAGCUUCCUGCCGCCCAGCCUGACGAGGUGGCGCACUGCUGGCCAGAGGUUGUGCCAUCAGGCGGAGAGGAGAUCUCUCUUACUAUAGAGUACAGCCAAGAGCCUCCUCUGGGUCUACCGGAAACCAUGGCCUCCCGUAUCCUGUCCAUGGAGCAGACCACACGCCGUCUCCUCACCAAGGACACAGUUGUCGUUCAUGUUGGAGAGAACUCAGAAGACGUCAUGUACCGCCAUUCCGCUACAAGAGAAGAAAUCCUGAUCCGGGGAGAGCCGGAGAAGGCGUGGCGCCGGGCUCAGACGGUAGUGAGGGAGAUAGAGGCCUGUUGGGACGAGUUUCCUGCCUUGUACUCCAGUAACAGUAUUGGAAGCGGGGAAAAAGCAAAGUCCCUCCCUAUAGAGGCUGUGAGGCGUCACGUGCCGGGGGACUUGUUGAGAAUGUCCAGGGGAAGCUGGGAUGGGUCACUUCCUGUCACUAGAACACCGACAGACGUCAUCGGCAAGUACUUAAUUGACAACCGGCUGUACCAGGUCAGCAGGGCUGUUGGUUGGGAGUGGACCCGGCUGGGACAGGGGCUGGGACUGAACAGGUCCGUGUUGGACAACAUUCAUAUGGCAACAUAUACACAGGCGGCGUUCCAGAUGCUGAAGGCCUGGCGCACCAAGACCCCCCACGGACCGCUCCGCUACCUGCCGCAGCUGGAGGAAACACUGCAGAACAUCGGUGAACCGGACCUGGCUAAAGACGUACAGGGGGUGUACAAGGAAUACCGUGAUGCCUUGCCGUUACAAGAGGUCAGCCCUGAGAUGACCGGAGACACAGACUGGUCCCUCCGCCUGCCAGGUGAAGGGAAGUACCUGUGCAGACGGACCGACCUGGGCGUGGUGACGCCCUACCCGCUGCACGUGACCUACAGGAGUGCGAACUGGUCCGACAACUGGCAGCAUAAUCAGGGAUGGAUGGCGGUGGGUCCGCUCUUCUCUAUCCACUGUGAGGACGUGGAGGGGCCGGUGGACAUCCUACUGCCGCACGUGCUGCACCUGGAUGGAGGCACAGUAUUGAAUCCAGAUGACAUCGCGAUCGUGCACGUUGCGGGAGAGACGGAAGAACUCCUGACGGUGUCUGACAUCAGCCCGACCCACCUCACCACCAGAUUCCGGAAGGGAAGCAAGUUCGGUCCUGUGGUGAGAAGUUACCUCGGGAUGGACCUGCGCAGGAACGGCCUGUGUGUGGUGUUCGCGCCGCCAAACUUUCCCUCGGUCUUCCAGCUUCACGUCUACAUCAUCUCCAAUGUCGUGCUUAUGGUAGAGUACCUGCAGACGUUGGAAGGGAAGGUCGGCUACUCCAGCUGGGAUCCUGAACAGUGUGUGCUGAAGCUGGGGGAGGAGUAUCGUCUGGAGGUGACAGCCAGAAACGGAGCAGGCGUCGACGUGGAGACACGGCCUGAAGAGGGUCUGGAGUUUGACGACACGUUUGAGACAGGGCAGUACUACAAGAAGUUCCGUGUGGAGGUGGACGCCAGGAAGUACAGCAGAGCGCAGAGAUCCAAGCUUCGGUUCGACCUGCACCUCAAGAACGCUGACCAGACUGUCUGCAGAUUUACCCCAACCAAAGGUACCCAAGCUCUGGAAGGCGCAGCCGCGGCAGAUGACAGCGACAGCGGGGUUUCGGAGACAGACGCUGAUGCAGACACACAUGCGCAGAAAUCAGGGAAGCAUGCACCACGCAGGGUCCAAAGAGCUGCAGGAUUACCCGUCACCAUAGAGACGGUGGGACCAACAACAGGCAGAUCUUCAGUCCUGUUGGUUAUUGACGAAUACUGCACAUCGAAGGGCGGAAUCUCUACCAUCAACCUGGAUGCCGCGCGCAAGCUCGCCGCCGCCGGCGCCCAGGUCUACGUUACCGUGUUGGGGGCAAGUGAACAGGAUGAGAGGGAUGCAAAACGAGACGGAGUGACACUCCUCAAACCUCGCCUUGAUGCCGACAGCAGCGCCAAGCCGUCCCUAGAGUGGCUGACUGUGUACCACAAACACCACUUCCCACACAUUCCAUCAGACAUCUGCUGCAUCGUGGGCCAUGUUGACGUCACCAGCAGAGCAGCGAGGAAGAUCAAAGAAGAGCGAUUUCCACGCGCCAAGCUCGCCAUGUUCGGUCACGUGGCGCCAGAGGAGACAGAGCACUACAAGAGUGACGAGAAGGCCCUGGGUGUGGGGAGGAAGGAAGCCAGCAUCCAGGACGACCUCGGCAAGGCUGAUGUCGUCUUCUCGGUAGGAGCGCGAAUUCAGCGCCACUACGACAGGUUCCUCCGUCAGUGUCACGUGGAUCACCACAUCUUCCUACCCGAGCCUUCCGAGGUUUUCAGUCGCGCAGCAGUGAGCUUUGGUGAAGAAGAUGGCGUCCAAAAGCCAGAGAGAGUGAUUCUGUCCAUCGGCAGGGUGCGGAAUGUGGAGAGGCUGAAAGGGCACGACCUGGCGGCUGGAGGCGUAGACAAGGCGGCGCUGCGGCUUGACCAUCUGUACACACUGAAGUUGAGAGUCCGCGGCAUCGAUGAGAACGACUUCAAGGAGAGCAAGAGAAUCCUGGAUGAGAAGCUGAGAUCCGGAAGGGUCAAACCCACCCUUCUCCCGUACGGCACUCAGGAGGAGACCCGCCGAGACAUGGAGAAUUGUCACCUGGUCCUGAUGCCGUCCCGGGCCGAACCGUUCGGACUGGUUGGCCUGGAGGCCAUCGCGGCAGGAGUUCCCGUCCUCAUCUCGGAGCACUCGGGACUUGCAGAGCUGAUAGAGGAGCUAUCAGGCAGGCUGCGGCAGCCCAAGUUCCGCCACUGUAUCGUCAAGAUGAAGGGAGACACCGCGACCGACGCUGAUGCAGACAAGUGGGCAGAAAAAAUCGAGGAUGUCAUCAAGAACGCCAGGUCAGAGUUCGAGGAAGCUCGCGCCUUCAGGGAGAAACUGCUGGCCUCCAAGUACUGGGAAGAGUCUCACCAGAAGUUCCUACAGGCCUGCGGCAUCACUGCUCACACCCCCAGAGCAACCAUGCCCGCCAGUAAACCAUCGAAGAAACAGGACCAGGGGCCCUUGGCUGAGACAGCAGAGGAAGACGAGUCCAUCAGUCGACUGAAACAGCCCAGUCUGACACAAACCGUGACCCCAACAGCCCCCAUGCUGGCCGGUAAACAAAUGGAAACAUCCAGGAAGCCACAGGCAGACAACACGAAGCAUUCAGCUGUACAGGCAGAGGAGAAAGCUACUGACAUGACGGAUGACGACGAGUCCAGCAAAGUAGAAAAGCGCCCCCUGUUGGCUCAAUCAGGAAGAGCGCCUGCGGCCAAGAGCCCGACUCAUGAUCAGCUGCUGCAACAGGAAGAACUAGAACUGGAGGACCUGGCUGCAGUUACAGAGGAAACCCGUCUGUCGCCAGCCGGGGAGGAGCAGGGGGAAACAGGAGAAGCUCAGACUGCCGCAGACACGGCCUGCUGCCCUCGCUGCCCGCAUUGUACAUGCUCUGUGCUGUAGGUACUAGUACUCAUGCAGUAGUACUACACACCGUAGUGAAACUGUGCUGUAGGUAGUGUAGCGGUACAAAACCCAUCAUCACCAUUCCCUGACCACUGCUUAAUGCUGGCAUCAAGCGUGACGCGACAGCAAAAGUCUCAUGUCUUCAUGAACUGCCUUAGGCUUGAUUAAGCUUUCUUUUUGU